CAAAAAGCCCAAAUAAAUUGGCUCAUAAAAAAGAACAAAGUUUUCAUCCCGAUGACAGAUGCGUCUCAGACGAAGAAGGAGAUGCCGAAGGGAAACAGCGAGAAAUCUAAGAAGAUAGACAUGGCUGAUAUGGCGUUCAUCGCCUCCAUGAACGAUGACCUUCUCCAUAACAUUCUCUUGAGGUUGCCGGCGAAAUCGUUUGGUUCCGCUUCCUGUGUUAGCCGAUCCUGGAACUGCGUCUGCAAUCGCAUCCUCUCUCGCCCCAAAAUGAUCUCUGCUUUCUCUAGAAAUCCUGAUAAGCUCAGAGCUGCAGAAGAAGUACUUGAUAAGGUCUUGUCUGAGCCAAUUCGGCCAGAUUUUGUGAUUGCAAACAUUACAUGCGGGAGCUUGGAAGAAACUUUGAGACAGAUAACGAAGAGAGUGGGCUCAAGGGUUCCUGUUAUUGUAUCUGUAGUUACUGGAAUCUUGGGAAAAGAAGCGUGCAGUGACAAGCCUGUAGAGGUCAUCCCGUGUGUUGAUAUUGUCUUGCCCGUUCCGAAUUUUGCUAUACUGUUGACGAUCGGCUACUUGCCAGGAGUCAAAGUCGACGUUAUUCCUGCUAUUCAAGCGUUAGGGGAAUCUGAGGCGGCAGUUGCAGACAAAUUUGUGAUGGAUAUCAGGAACUUUGUGUCCGUGGUUUCAGAUCAUACUGCACCAGCUUGUCUUAUACUCUUUGGGGAUGAAUAUCAUGCCACGGAACCCAUCAUUCAAAAACUGGAUUAUGCCAUGCCGGCAGAAACUAUUAUUGUGGGUGAUCCAAAGGGCGAGGGCGAGAUUUUACAUAAACGUGCUAAUGAAUCAAGAAGUGUUCAGCUGCACAGAGACGAGAGCAGAGUUCUUGUAGGUUUAGUCUUUGCAAGAGAUAGACACAGACCCAUUCAGGCUGGAAGAAUUCAGUUUCACGCUGUAAUAUCAGGAGGAAUGUCACCGGUCGAUCUGAGAUACAAGGCAGCCAAUGUCAUUCCUACUCUCCCUAGAUGGACUGCGACACUUUUGACUGCAAAAAGAAGAGGAGAAGCAGAGGUUCUCGAUGGCGAUCAAAUCCUAGAGAACAUAGAAGAGACUUUGGUGGGAAACCCGAGCUGGGAGAAUGAUCCGUAUAUUGGAGUAGUAAAACGAAGAAAAUACUCGAUUGGUUUGGAGAAGAAGCCAAAGAUCAUGGCCUCACUUACAUUUCAUCAAGUGACUGGAGCGGACGAACAGUAUCUUACAGUCAGCGGUGCCGGAAUCAAAACGGGUGACUACUUCCAAGUUUACUUUCCUGAUCUCAAAGUGGCUGAAGCAUCACUAGAUGCUGUUUCUUCUCAGCUUAGGAACCUGGAGUCUAAGCCGAACAAAACGGAAGUUGUAGGAGGUUUUGUUUUUGCCGAUAGCGGACGCGGCGACUCCUUCUUUGGUCGUCCAAACGCAAACAUCUCACCGUUUCUAGAGAACUUCCCGGAGUUACCGUUUGGCGGCAUAUCCUGCAACGGUGAAAUCGGACGCAGCUUAUUCGUGGAGGAAGGAGAGGAAAAUGAAGAAACUAGCAUCCGAAGAUGUUUUCACUCUUAUAGUUCAGUCUAUUUCAUCGUCUCGUAUACUUCUCAAUGUUGAGGUGUCUUUGUUUUAUGCAAGUUACUUAUUAAUUUUUUUUAUUUCAAAUCAUAUGGGUAUAAAUUUUAUUAAGACAAGCAGUCAAUCAUAUUAGUCGAACAGUCGCAACGCUUGAUGCUAGAGGACAUUUGACGUAUCAGUUUACAUCUUUUGUUGGUGGCGGCGGCGUCAGAUAAAUAGGUGCUGGCCGUCCCUCCGUAGACAUCUCUCUUGCAUCACCCUUUGGUGGCGGCGGCGUUGGCCAAGUUGGCCUUCCCUCCGUAGACAUCUCUCUUGCAUCACCCUUUGCUGGCGGCGGCGUUGGCCAAGUUGGCCUUCCCUCCUCUCUCGCAUCACUUAAACAAAAUGCAACGACUGUUAGAGCGACCAAGAAGACAAGCUUGACAUUCAUUUUCUCCUAAUGCUAAUCUGAUUUAUUUUUCUCUUUGUGGUUAACAAAUGAUCUAGAUUGUAAGUGAUGAUGACAGAGCUCGGAUUCUCUUCUUUAUAUUAAGGGGGGGUUACAUACUUACAUGC
Messenger RNA from Thlaspi arvense, 2148 nucleotides. The record is from the annotation of a GenBank genome assembly. NCBI's taxonomy places the organism in Eukaryota, Viridiplantae, Streptophyta, Magnoliopsida, Brassicales, Brassicaceae.